AUGCUCGGCUGGACUCUGGGUUUGAGGAAGCUCGUCAGCCCGCCCGAGACGGACGCCGAAUUAUCUCCAACGCGGCUUACAUCGAGGCAGAAAAAGUGCUCCUACUUUAUUGUGGCGGUCGUGUGUCACAACCAGCAUGUGAUUGUCGUGGGAGGCUGCCGCUCUCCAAUGCUCGGGGACCCCUCCAUACUUUACUAGAAUGUACUUGAUGAAUGUACCACCUGUCGCAGCGACACAAACCGAGUGGAGAAGAUGUGGCCCACCUGGAGGCUUUAGCCUUCCAGUUUGCUUCAAUGACUCUGACACAGAGUUGUCCGCCAGAGGCACACCUAUCUCAGACAAGGUCCAGAUGAUCAUAGAGAGCCUCAGGAGCACUCAGUCCUCACUCGAGAUGGGCGACGAGAUCGAGGGAAACGUGCUAUCAGGAGAGGAUGGCCAAACCCCAGUCUGCCAGGCUGCAGUGGGCUCCUAUGUGGCAGCCAAGUGCAAAACUAAAACUCCUGCUGAUAAACCCCAGCCCCGUGGUUCUUCCUCAAACCACCAUGACAGCAGUGACUCAGACAGUGACGAUUCUGUGGACAGAGGGAUCGAGGAGGCAAUACUCGAGUACCUGAAAGAAAAAGACGAUCACAAACGCAAGGCGGAGCCUCUUUUCCAGUCGGCGAAAAUUCCCAGAAGGGAUCCAUCCAUUCAUGAGCUUUCCAGGCAAACCCCCGAGAGCCACAUGUCCGUGGUUUCCAGCAGCCAGUUUCUGAGGCAUGCCAAAGCUGAGACUCCUCCAGCACCAGCGACCAUACCCAUAAAAAAGUACAUAAAAAACAAGGCGUCCCUUGAUGAGAACUUUCAGUUGGGUAGCAGUUCAACCAAGAGUUUACUCGGCUCAAGAGAGAUAUUGAAAAUUCCCUCUAAAACAAUCAGCAUCUCCAGCAAAAAUCCAAAAUGCCCAAUCGCUGGCAAGGUGGAGGAGGAGUCGAUUGAUUCCAGUACGGACGACGGCAUCGAGGAGGCCAUUCAAAGAUUCCAGCUGGAGAAAAAGGAGCAUCAGAACAAAAGGGAAACCUUCACCCCACACGCUAUCCAGGUGGAAUCCGAUUCUACCAGCGACGAUGGGAUUGAGGAAGCAAUCCGCACCUAUCAGCUGGAGCAGCUGAAGGAAAGGAGUGUCUUUAAACCGUUUCUACAAAAGCAAAAACCCUUCGGCAAGGCACUAAUGCAUGCUGUUGAAAGCCCCAGCUUGGAAGGCAUGAAGAAACACAAACUGAAGAAAAAAAAGGUCAGAACGGAGAAACCGAUUAGAUCUCUUCAGCCUCAUCCAUCAUCCGCGUUAAUACCCACGAUGGCACAUUCAAACGGUUCAAAGGGGAAAGGGAAUGGACUUCUGUCUUCGAAAGCAGACACUUUUAAGGAGCGAGCAGCUCCCACUCCUCCCAAGGCCAACACGACUGCUGAGCUGAUGUGUGCUGAAGCAAUACUGGACAUCUCCAAAACCGUGAUGCCCGAGGUGUUCCAUCACACCGUCGGCAUCGAAACGUGCGCCCCCACCAGCUCCUCCUCGCGCUCCUCGGUUCCUGAAAGCUGCCUUUGUGAGGACAGCGACGACAGCUCUAUUGACAGCGAGGACGGGAUCGAGCAGGAAAUCAGGAAGUUUCUGGAGCAGAAGGCCCAAAUGCACAUGAAGCCCACCACCUCAGAGGAGCCCCACCAGACACACGAACCAGUCAGAGAAGUGGCCGUCCAAAAUAAACCACUGAGGUUGUCUCUGACACAGAGGAGGAAAAGCAGGGAGAAUAACUGCAUUGUCUCCAACGUGUUGGGAGCAAACGACACAGGUAAAGAAACCUCCCUAAAGGCUUCGCUCGAGCCUACAAACCCCGCCGCAUUUCCCCAGAGGCAUCAAACGCACACGGCGUCACACAAGAAGGACCAAAGUGGAGACAAAAGCAGCUCGCUCGACAGCGACGAGGAUCUCGACACUGCCAUAAAAGACCUGCUCAAGACAAAGAGGAAGUCAAAGAAAAAGAUCAGAGACUUGAAGCGGAAAUCAAGGAAGAGCAUCAAAGAGGAAGAGCCGAUGUCAGGAAGUGACACAAAGUUCAAACCCGAGCCUGCUCCCAAGACCAGCGCUUUAAAGAAAGUACAUAAGAGUAAGGAGGACAUGAAAGACAAGUCUGGAGGGAUGACAAAGACUCUUUUUCUGCUAAAGCAAACGGAUGGAAGCUGGGAGCACUCGGCACAUGAAGGUGAAACGGAGACUCUGGAGGGGGCGGAAGGUGGAGACGACCGGCCGCAGCACGCCGCCGGCGCUCCUUUUCCCGAGAGGAGGGAGGACAGCAGCUCAGGGGACAGCGACGACGGCAUCGAGCAGGAGAUCCAGAGGUUUUUGGCCGAGAAGGCCAAAGUGUCCAGCGCAGAGAAACCUAAAGACGCGGACGCGCAGAGGAACGGCGCGGCCGAGGCGAAGCGGGAACCUCAGCUGGCUGAGAUCCCCAGGAAAAGCGGCGGCGCUUUCCCCGGAGCCCUGGGCUGCCCGUUGCAGGACAGAGCCCCUCAGAGGCCGCCGGACAUCUGCCCCGUCAGCGCGCAGUCCUGUGUGUCCGCGGCCCAGUCCUGCGGCGCCGGCCUCCUGGAGCCGGCGGACGGGGCCGGGGCAGCCAGGACUGAGCAGAGGAGGCCGGACGGCGGGAGGGAGGAGGUCAGCGGCGCGGGGGACCAGGUCGCCAGGGAGCGAGCGGUCCCCAGUCCCAGCCUCGCUCACUCCCGCGCAGAGUCCAUCAAGUGGCGCCAGAGUUUUGGGCUCCCCAUUUCCGAGCCCAGGACUCUGAGUCGGACUCCGUUUCACAUCACCACGUCAGAAGUCAAAGAGAGCCCGCCGGCCCCUCUGCCGCAGUAUAAAGAUCUAAAGGCCCAGACUCAGGCCGCGGCCUGGUUCUCCCCCAGGACCACCAGAUCGCCACUCUCAGGUUUGGCGGAGACAGCAGUGAAUACCACCGCCAGACCCCCCGUUUUGAAUUUUAUGUCUGCUAGCAGGCAGCAUUCAAAGAUGUCCUUUGCACAGAGCCUUACGCAAGGUCCCAGGUCCCAGUUCUCCCUGGAAGAGGAGAGGGCCAGAAUGGUGCAAAUGCCCAAGGACAAGAGUGUGUUCGUCGAAUUGGAAUCUAAUAUGACCAACCACGUCCAGGUUCAAAGCAGGGAAAAGCAAGAGGGAAAGGAGAGAGGGGAGUUGCUAAGUGACAUAAAAAGAGAAGGCGAGAGCAUGAAGAUAGAUGAUAAAAAUGUGCAUCAAGUCAGGAAGGAGGAAGAAUUUAUAGAUGAGUCAGAUUGUGAAUCAGGCAGCAGGAGAGAUCCAGGAAAGAAGCAGGGCUUUUCCACAUUGUAAGUACUUGCUUUGAUUAUAAUUCUUCCAGAAUCAUAAUUUUAUUAGAUCAUUUCUUGGUUCUGCGCUGCUUAUUAUUAAACUUGUUGUUGUUUUUUUCUCAAGUUCAUUCAUGUACAGGCUCUAAGGGAAUAUUUGUUAAUAUAAUAAGACAAAUCUGCUUUUCGUAAUAUAUGUUAACAAUUCUGCGCCAAACUGAAACUUGUUUUUUCUUGUUUUGAGUGCUCUUAAGUUCGUGUGUCAUUUGUACUUUGGAAAGCAAUACAGUGGAGCUUUGGUACUGGAGGCCUGAGUGGUAACCACCAAGAAAAAAAAAUCUACUUCUUUGUAUUGAAAAAUCUCAUAAUGUUUUGUUGUUUUUUUGUUUUUCAUUUUCUUUUCUUUUAAGAAACGACAACAAAAAGGAACCUCAUAGUGGCAAAAUAAAGAUUUAAGUUUAAUCGAAAAUACAGAAAUUUGGGAUGAUUCUUUUUUACUUUUACUACUGGGAACUGAAGGCUAGUGUAAUGUUAGGAUGUGAAUAGUAUAUUUCUCACAUUAGAGGACAGUCCUUCAUCUUUCAUGUAAAAUUGCUGAUAAAAAAAGGCGUUUGUUAUUAAAAAAAAGGCACAUUUCUCUUGCUUUUCUUUACAUUUUUCUGGGGUUUCGACAACAGAAUAUCCAAUAUCUGCACUUUGAUGAAUUAAAUAAGGAACUGAUCAAUAUAAAUAUAUAAAUGUUUGUAUCUGAGUUUACCAAACAGCAUAAUUUAUUAAAACUAUACAUAUGUAAUUCAAUAUGGCCAUGAAAUACACUCAAAGUCUUCUGGUGACUGAAUUCAGAGUCAAAAGCCAGACCUCAACUUUGCACUGUGGAUUGUUUCUUUAAUCAGAAAUCACAAAUAAAGUACCUUCAUUCUUUUAUACAUUUUGCAUCAUUUUCUAGUAAUGCUACAUCCCUUUGCCUCUGAUUUAUCCAGAAAUUACCCUGAAAGGACAGCGCUAACCCUUUUUUAACAUUUCCACAUGCAACAAAACCAGCCAAUAACCAUGUUAAAGGCGGAGUUCACCCAUGACUCAGCAUAACAGCAAAUUAUUUGAUAUUACUGGCUCGUGUGAUCAUUGCUCACGGUAAAGUUUGUAUUCAUAGGUGGAUGUUCACAACCCAGCUGUUAAUGAAAGCCACUAUAGCAGUCUCAGACUUGUAACCUCUAUGGCAACGUGUUGUUAAGAUUCCACAGAAAAUUACCCCUCUCUGUCGUAGUAUUUAGUGUGUUCAUUUCUUUGUCGCGUUAAAGGUUUUUCUUGAAUUUCCUAUGUGAGAAAAGGCUAUUUAUUUUUGUUUUAUAGAAAAAAAAACAUCACUGAACAUGCUGUGCAUUGCCAGGAUUUUUGUAAAUAUUUUAUAAGAAGUGUUUUUUUUUCUUUUAAACUUUCAAUUGAAAAAAAAAAAGCUGUGUCUUUUCAGUGUGUAAUAAAGAGUGGAAUCUG
Molecule: messenger RNA, 4842 nt
Organism: Menidia menidia (Atlantic silverside)
Lineage: Eukaryota; Metazoa; Chordata; Actinopteri; Atheriniformes; Atherinopsidae
Source: the annotation of a GenBank genome assembly